AUGUCCACUCCCGCUUCACCUUCACUGGCCGGACCGUGCGGCGACUGCUGCAUCAAGAUGGUCAAGCACUCCGGCGAGUCUCGUGGCAAAGCCGUAGAAUACGGUGGAGCGCGCACGUACGUCGUGACCCCGGCCGACUUCGGGCACAAGACGGAAGGGCCGCACGGCAAAGGCGUGGUCCUGUACUUCUCCGACAUCUUCAACGCUUUCUACAUCAACGCUCAGCUCACGAUGGAUUACUGGGCUAAUAAUGGGUACACCGUGCUCGGGAUUGACUAUUUCGAUGGCGAGAGCGUCGCGGAAGUGGUGAGCAAGGGAGGCGACUGGAAAGUCUGGGUCGAACCGCACCUGGCGAGCGCUCCGGAAGUCACGAAGCCGUGGCUGGCAGAGGUGCGCAAGCAGUACGCCGGCGCAAAAUUCUUUUGCAUAGGAAACUGCUUCGGCGCCCCGUACGCGAUGAACCUGCUUGCGGAGGACUGGCUUGCCGCGGGGGCCUUCGCGCAUCCAACCUACCUCAACGAGAGCCACUUUGAGCGCGUGCAACAGGAGGACUUCAGCUUCUCGCUCGAGUCUCGUCGCCGCGCGGUCGACAUCCUCAUCGAAGGAAAGAAGGAUUACAGCAUGGUUCUCUACGGUGGGAUUGCCCAUGGUUUUGCCACGCGCAGCGACCCAAGCGUCCCAACGCAGAGAUGGGGAAAAGAGCAUGCGGCACUGAGCGUGCUCGCAUGGUUUGACCACCACAGGAACAUCACCGGUCCUGCAUGA
Molecule: messenger RNA, 765 nt
Organism: Epithele typhae
Lineage: Eukaryota; Fungi; Basidiomycota; Agaricomycetes; Polyporales; Epitheliaceae
Product: alpha/beta-hydrolase
Exons: 6
Coding region: 1-765 (254 amino acids)
Molecular function (GO): hydrolase activity
Source: RefSeq, a predicted model, not a curated record